CUCCUUUCUUCGCCAGAAUCACCAUGAAUGUGCGGCUGCUGUCAUGCUUGCUGUCAGCGUGCUGGGCGCUGGCCGUCUGCCAGCCCCUCCCAGGGGUUUGGCGGCCCAUCGAGGGAGGGAUAGACCAAGCCAUGAGGUGGAUCGCAGCUGCCUUGAGGCUGACUGAGAACGACAGGACCGACAGACCAGGUGAGCCUGGCGAAGUAGCAGGGGAGCAAUGGUGUGUGCUUUGUUUCUUUCCGCGCUUCCAUCCUUCCACGAACAGGCACGGCGCCAUUCGACGCAGACAAGCACAAGGAUGACGAUGCUCGAUCUUGUCCAGGUGUCGAGUCAAGGAGGCACUCAAGGCAUGAUUCGGUAUUUGUGCUUUCCUUCAGAGCCGCUCGUACUCAAAACAACCGACGCCUUAAGAAACGGGACAGAGGACUGGGAAUUCCCAGGCUGGAAUUAUACAGAGAUUGUAUGGGACAAUGACCACUUCAGUGACUUCCUCGUGGUGGCACUGGACAGUGGAGAGAAGGGCACUGCCAAACUCCAUGUCCAGGAUCUCUGGAUUGAUGACGACGCUGUCUUUUGGCAUACAAACCAGUAAGCAGCCUUUUGGGCUGACCAUAAGAAAUACUCACCGGGCUGAUCUGCUGUGCUUCUCUUGCUGCAGCACAAGGGAUAUGAUUUCUACUAGUGUUCCAUCGGACAAGACGUCUGGGACCUACGAGUCAGUCAUUGUGGUGUUGACUGCAAAUGUCGAAGGAGGAGACGGGAUCCUCGCAGCGGUGCAGGAGCACUCAUAUUUCUUGACUGCUCUUUCUCACGGUCUCUGCGUUCUGUAGGUCGAAUCUGUUGAGUGUGAGGAUGGGCCGUGUGAAUUUAAGCUGCUUGUUUCUGAGCACGACGGCGCGUGCAUUCUAAGAGCAGUCGAUGGGGAGGUAUUUGGCGUGAAGGAGACUAUCGAUCUAGAGACCCUCCCGCUUUUCCCUCCUCCCCCAGCGCCGCCAGGGGGUCGUGUGCCAAGACUAUGCCCAGGCACGCGCAGGAAAUAUAUGGCUGCGUACACCCCCGAUGCUUUGUAUUUGUGAGUCUUCGUCAGGUAAUCUUUUGGGACCGUUCAGCGGCUCGUUGGAAGAGGGUGAAUCUGUGACUGUUAAUGACAUUUCCGGUCCCUUUUCUGCUCCCUAUUUCAUCAUUGCUUUGGAUUCACUCGCCGCGGGGGACAGUGACUUGUAUGUUUAUGACCCCUCUGACCCCACGUAAGAAAAGAAGAGAGUGUGAUGGAGUAGACCGAGUUAUGCAUUCAUGCAGGAUUGAGACAAACAGCACACAUGUCAGUGAUAACACCACAGAUAGAUACGAGGAUGCUAUUGUAGUCGACAUCAGUGUCUUCAAGAGAGAUUUUUCUGUUGAUGUAAGCCAUCACUUUCUUUAAGCCAGCAAGCUAGUGAAUACUACUUGACAUGCGCUAAUGCAAUACCGUGCGUGUGUGUGUGUCUGUGUUUUUUUCUUUUUUCAGGUGUUCUGCUAUACGGGGCCCUGUGAAUGGGUGCGCAUUAAAUGCAAUGCAAAAGCGAAUACCUUACUGUCUUUUCUCUCGUUGGUUCUGCAGCAACUCAUUGCUUUCCAUCAUGAUGGCAAUUGCGUAGCGACGCUGCCUUAUGAGGUGACGGUACCUAGAGUCGGUGCACAAAUCGACGUUGACGGAGAGCUCGUCGACAUUUUUCCCCCUCCCUGACGUCAAAGGGAUACACUUCUGUCACAGUUUUGUUCCUUUCGCCGCCUGCAUGUCUUAUAUUCUUGACACAAUUAGUUGUCUUGUCACAAUCUGCUGGAUUUGCUCUCUUAAUUUCGCUUGCACGCAGGACAUGCCUCUAAUGUUGCUUUCCUGCGUGCAAGUGACGUUUCGCAUGACAAGUCCAUAUCAAUACAAAUCAUGUCAGCCGAG
Vitrella brassicaformis is the source of this 1936-nucleotide messenger RNA. The record is from the annotation of a GenBank genome assembly. NCBI's taxonomy places the organism in Eukaryota, Vitrellaceae.